Molecule: messenger RNA, 997 nt
Organism: Anopheles maculipalpis
Lineage: Eukaryota; Metazoa; Arthropoda; Insecta; Diptera; Culicidae
Product: mitochondrial GTPase 1
Exons: 2
Coding region: 17-997 (326 amino acids)
Cellular component (GO): mitochondrion
Molecular function (GO): GTPase activity; GTP binding
Source: RefSeq, a predicted model, not a curated record
ACAGGCGACCGCGACAAUGAAUAAUUUUCGUACGACGUUUCCGUAUGUUUCUCGCGAACUUCUCAACUGGUUCCCUGGUCAUAUGGGCAAAGGAAUGAAGCAAAUGCAACAAAAGCUGAAGCUGGUUGACUGCGUUAUAGAGGUGCACGAUGCUCGUAUCCCACUUACCGGACGUAAUACGGACUUUAAACACACAAUUAGUGGCAUCAAGCCUCACAUAUUGGUACUCAAUAAGAGUGACCAUAUCGAGAAGCAGUUUGAAAGUAAAAUUAUUGAUCGUCUACAGCAAGAAAGCAACGAUCCAAUGCACAUUCUGUUUACCAAUUGCAAAAGCCAAAGUUGUCGGGGCCUUCGAAAACUAAUGCCCAUGGCACAGGACCUAAUAAACAGCUCCGAUCGGUACAAUCGUUCCAGUCAGCGAGAGUUUUGCAUAAUGAUUAUUGGAGUUCCGAAUGUCGGCAAAUCUUCGCUGAUUAACGUGUUGCGAAACCGGCAUUUGAAUAAAAAAGGAGCGAGCCAGGUGGGUGCCGUGGCCGGUGUAACAAGAAGCGUGCUGAACCGUAUCAAAAUCUGUGAAGAACCUCUCAUUUACCUACUGGAUACGCCCGGUAUACUGGAACCGAAUAUCGCCGAUACUGAAACGGGGUUACGGCUGGCAUUGGUAUCCUGUCUGCAGGACCACCUUGUUGGCGAAGAGUUGAUAGCUGAUUACCUUCUUUUCCUGCUAAACAAGCAUAAAAACUUCCGCUACGUUGAGGUGAUGGGUUUGAAAGAGCCAACCGAUUCGAUUGCUAGCGCCCUGAUGUCGCAUGCUAUUCAUCUAAACAAAAUGACACGCACCAAACAGCUCGAUGGUACGAGUGUGGUUCGUCCGGACAUCAACAUGGCAGCAAAGCUUAUGCUAAAGUCUUUUCGGACCGGAGCGUUUGGGAAAAUUCUGCUGGACGAAGACAAAAUUAUGUGCCAAAACAAUAGCAUCAAACUAAAAAAUUAUUGA